AUGCGUUUGACUCUGCCGAUUGCUACACUCGUAGCCCUUGGGGCAUCCUCGUCCGUCUCGGCCUUUGCGGUCUUGGGUCCGUCAUCGAGCUCGCACCAUACAGCGGCUCUUGCCCGGACUUCCUCCAAGACAAGCUCCCGUCUGUUUAUGAGUGAACCAUCCGAUACGAGCACGGACGACACCUCCUUUAUUUACGCCAGUGACGGUGACAGCGAUGUCGUCGACACGGAAAGUUCGAAUUACACACCCACCGCUGGCGAAGCCAUGGUCUCCAACAUUAUGGACAUGAUGCCUCGUCAGCUAGGUGCUGACAAUGUCUCGGACGAAGCCAGAUCAGCGAUCAACGAAGCGCUCUACAAACUCGAAGCUCUUAACCCAACAACAUCCCCCACCGUCUCCCCUCUGCUCAACGGAGUUUGGGAACUACGUUACGUGGGCGGCUACUCUUCCGAUUGGGCCUUGCCUUCUCCCACACGCCAACUGGCUCUCUUUUUGUACUCCGGCGGAUACAGUCCCGGAACAUUCGCUCUCGCUUUGGCGCAAAAGUUGCCCUCCAGUGUGGUGGACGUGGGUGAUUUGGAAAUCGCCAUUUCGCGACAGCAGCCCCGCGUCGAAGCCACCGUGCCGGUCAAAAUAUUGGGCGGCGGCGAAUCCAAAAUAGUCGUGCAGGCCCGCCUCGAAACGAAAUCAGAUUUGCGGAUGCGCGAAACCUACGAGUCGGCCCAACUGGUGGGAAACAACGUCAUUGAAUUGCCCCAACCACUCCAGUACGCGCGGGAUUUGUACGUCACGUACGUCGACGAAGACUUACUUAUUGUGCGUGACGCCUCGGGUGUUCCCGAAGUCCUCGUACGCAAGGAAAAGACCUUUUCCAAAGUCUGGGGCGUUGAACCUGGACAAGCCGAUCUAGAUGGAGAAGGACCGUCCGGGGUGAGUGAGUUUUAAGCCACCAUCGCACAGCUCAGCGCAGUAUCUAUCUUUAGGAAAAG
Molecule: messenger RNA, 989 nt
Organism: Phaeodactylum tricornutum CCAP 1055/1
Lineage: Eukaryota; Bacillariophyta; Bacillariophyceae; Surirellales; Neidiaceae
Exons: 1
Coding region: 1-945 (314 amino acids)
Source: RefSeq, a predicted model, not a curated record